GGCCCGUACGGCUCGCAGGACUCGGUGCACAGCAGUCCCGAGGACGCCGGCGGCGGCAGGGACCGGCCGCCGGGCGGGGGCCCCGGCGGGCCGCGCCUGGUCAUCGGCUCCUUGCCAGCUCACCUCUCGCCGCACAUGUUUGGAGGAUUUAAGUGCCCUGUAUGCUCAAAAUUUGUACCCUCAGAUGAAAUGGACUUGCAUCUUGUGAUGUGUUUAACAAAGCCAAGAAUAACUUAUAAUGAGGAUGUACUGAGUAAAGAUGCUGGGGAAUGUGCAAUAUGCCUGGAAGAGCUGCAGCAGGGAGAUACGAUAGCACGACUGCCCUGUCUGUGCAUAUAUCAUAAAGGCUGCAUAGAUGAAUGGUUUGAAGUAAAUAGAUCUUGCCCUGAGCACCCUUCAGAUUAA
Elephantulus edwardii (Cape elephant shrew) is the source of this 405-nucleotide messenger RNA. It is a transcript of the gene ZNRF2, whose product is annotated as zinc and ring finger 2. Lineage: Eukaryota; Metazoa; Chordata; Mammalia; Macroscelidea; Macroscelididae. The annotation marks the transcript as partial. The record is from RefSeq and is a predicted model, not a curated record. The transcript is spliced from 4 exons.